CUACCUACUAUCUACCUAUCCUACCUACCUACUUGCCUGCCUGCGUACCUGCCUAACUGUCUACCUGUCUACCUGCCUACCUGCCUACCUGCCUACCUACCUACCUAUCUACCUACCUGCCUGCCUACCUGCCUGCCUACCUACCUACCUACCUACCUACCCUACCUACCUACCUACCUACCUACCUACCUACCUACCUACCUACCUACCUACCUACCUACCUACCUACCUACCUACCUACCUUCCUACCUACCUACCUACCUACCUACCUACCUACCUACCUACCUACCUACCUACCUACCUACCUACCGGCCUGCCUAUCUACCUACCUACCUACCUACCUACCUACCAACAUACCUACCUACAUACCUACCUACCGGCCUGCCUAUCUAUCUAACUUCCUACCUACCUACCUGCAUAACUGCCUACCUGCCUACCUGCCUGCCUGCCUGCCUUCCUGUCUACCUGCCUGCCUGCCUGCCUGCCUGCCUGCCUGCCUACCUACCUACCUACCUAUCUAUCUACCUACCAUCCUACCUACCUACUUGCCUGUCUGCUUACCUGCCUAACUAUCUACCUGUCUAGGUGUAUGCCUGCCUAACUACCUACCUACCUACCUACCUACUUACCUAUCUACCUACUUGCCUUCCUACCUUCCUACCUACCUACCUACCUGCCAACAUACCUACCUACAUACCUACCUACCUGCCUGUCCAUCUAACUUCCUACCUACCUACCUACCUGCCUGCCUGCCUGUCUGCCUGCCUAACUGCCUACCUGCCUAUCUGCUUUCCUGCCUGUCUGCCUACCUACCUGCCUACUAACCUGCCUGCCUACAAACCUAUAUGCCUACCCUCCUGCCUGCCUACCUACCAACCUAUCUACCUACCUGCCUGCCCACCUACCUACUUUACUUACUUGCCUGUCUGCCUGUCUAGAAAUAGCAUUUUAUUCAGCAAAAAAAGAAAGUUCCUUCGUACUUUCAUUUGAACAAUAAAGUAACAUUUUUAAAGAAUAUUAAUUUCUAACCAUUUUAUUUCUUCUCAAUAUUUUGUUUACUUCAUUAUUUAUACAUUUUUAGAAAAAAAUCAUACUUUACAAAAUAGAUACAUAUCGUCUUUGACAUGAUGAAAUGCUCAAACCUUAGAUGCAAAAUGAAUGAAGCGUUCAGAAGAAAAUCUUACCUUUCAACACAUUCAUCCUAAUAAAACAAUUCAAAUUAUUAUUAACUUACUUUAAAACGAAGAAAAUACAUUAUUGAAUUUACUACGAUUUACUAAAGUAAUACAGCAAUCCGUCCGCGUCCAGCGAAGACUGAAUUAUUCCCAGAUCACAAAUUACUGGUGUCUUAUCGAUUGCAGAAUUUAGCCAAUCAGCAUGUAGCGAUAUUUAUGUUGACAUGUUGUGGGCAGUACCAAAGUUUUCAAUAACAAGAAUGGGAUUAAAGAGGCCUUGAAAAUGAGUUGCUUGAUAAAUAAAAAAUGAGCAUCAGUUAUCCCUGGUUAUGAGAUGAAUUGGUUAAAUUGUUAACAAAGAAUAUCUAACAUUUGUUUUAAAUAUUUGGUUUCUCUAUUUUAGAAUUGCUGAAGUCCUGACAUAAUACUCAGUAGUCUAGAUAUAUUCUACUUUAGAAUGACUAUUGCAAUGUAUACCUAUAAAAUCUAUGUAUAAAAGUUGGAAAUUGUACAAUGAUGACACUUAAAAAAAUACAAUUAAAUACAAUUAACCAACCAAAUUGUAUGAUUUAAAAUGCUUCAAAAUAUAACCUUAAUGGAAUGUUAUUAUAAUUAUCAC
This is a messenger RNA of Ruditapes philippinarum (Manila clam), 1794 nucleotides long. Its product is annotated as adhesive plaque matrix protein-like. The annotation marks the transcript as partial. The record is from RefSeq and is a predicted model, not a curated record. The transcript has a single exon. Lineage: Eukaryota; Metazoa; Mollusca; Bivalvia; Venerida; Veneridae.